CCUGCUUAUUAAAUGCCACGUCAUGCCAUAGCUUCGAUGAUGGUGAUGAUGAUGAUGAUGAGGGUUUCUGAUAGAGCUAAACCAGUGGCUUUAGAUCUAAAUAUAUGGUCCUCACACUCUUAUUAUAGUCUGCCAUAGCAGAGAAGAGAGAGACUCUUCAAAAAAAAAAAAGCUUCAUUUUUUUUUUGUUAAUAGCUAUAUUACUACUACAAAUAACAACGCCCAAACAAAAAACUACAAAACAAAGAAAAGAGCUUUAUUUGCAAUACAAGUUGAGAGAGAGAGAGAGCUUAUCUUUCUGAGAGUUUUCACCCAUAAAAACUCGUCUUUUUAUUAGCUUAGAACUUCAAACCACUUUAGCUUAAGCUUAUUAGCUUUUAACUCAAAAGAGUUGAUAAUGGGAGAGGAGGAAAAGAAACCGGAGGAGAAGAAAGUUGAAGAGAAAAAACCAGAAGAGGCUAAAAAGCCGGCGGAGGAGAAAAAAGAAGAGAAGAAAACAGAGGAAGAGAAACCGGCUUCGGCUCCAGCUCCGGCUCCGGCUCCUGUAGCUGAAGAGAAAAAGGAAGAGAAGAAAACAGAGGAAGCUUCCAAAGACCAAGCUCCGCCGCCUCCUCCGCCGCCGCCACAAGAGAUUGUUCUAAGAGUUUUUAUGCAUUGUGAAGGUUGUGCUAGAAAAGUCCGCCGCUGUCUUAAAGGGUUUGAAGGGGUUGAAGAUGUGACUACCGAUUGUAAAACUCACAAAGUGAUUGUUAAAGGAGAGAAAGCUGAUCCACUUAAGGUAUUGGAGAGGGUUCAGAGGAAGAGUCAUAGACAGGUUGAGCUUCUUUCUCCAAUUCCAAAACCACCAACAGAGGAGAAAAAGCCUGAAGAGAAAGAGAAGCCUAAACCAGAGGAAAAGAAAGAAGAGGUUCCAAUCGUGACAGUGGUCCUAAAAGUUUACAUGCAUUGUGAAGCUUGUGCACAAGAAAUCAAAAAGCGCAUAAUGAGAAUGAAAGGAGUGGAAUCAGCUGAACCAGAUCUAAAAAGCUCACAAGUAACAGUAAAGGGAGCAUUGGAUCCAACCAAGUUGGUUGAAUACGUGUACAAGAGAACAGGAAAACAUGCAGUGAUAGUAAAACAAGACUCGGAUAAGAAAGAAAGUAAAGAAGAGAAAAAAGCUGAAGAAGGUGGUGAGAAAGACAAAGACAAAAAAGGUAGUGGUGGUGAGGGUGGUGAGGGUGCACCUGCACCUGCAGCAGAGGGUGGAAAAGAAGAGAAGAAAGAAAAGAAAGAAGAAGGUGAUCAAGGUGUUGUUGUUGAGGAAAAUAGUGUUGUUGAGCUUAAGAAGAAUGAGUUUAGUUAUUACUAUCCACAACCAAGGUAUGGUAUGGAAAAUAUGUAUGCCUAUAAUAACAAUAUUAGUAUUGCUUCUGUUCCUAAUGCUAAUAUCUAUAAUCCUAAUGCCUAUAAUGCCUACCCUCCUCAGUAUUUCAGUGAUGAAAAUCCUAAUGCCUGUUCUGUUAUGUAAAGAGAAGAAAAAUUAAAAGGGGUUGGUUUUGAGGGACAGGAGAAAAUUGUCCAGAAAAUGAGGGGUGGUGAUUUGGGCUCUGCUCUGUUGGAUCAUGUUCUUCUACUUUGGUUACCCUGUUAUGUGUAGGUCUUUUUUUUUUUUUUUUUUAAUGGGGCCCUUUGUAUGAUCUACAGAUACAAUGUAGAAUUUUGAGGCUGCUUAUGCUUUUGUAAUUUUUUUUUUAGUUGUUCUAUAUAAAUAUGAAAGAAAUAAUUAUGAAAAA
This is a messenger RNA of Cannabis sativa, 1772 nucleotides long. RefSeq names its product heavy metal-associated isoprenylated plant protein 7. The coding region runs from base 398 to 1507 and encodes 369 amino acids. The transcript has 5 exons. Gene Ontology annotation, molecular function: metal ion binding. NCBI's taxonomy places the organism in Eukaryota, Viridiplantae, Streptophyta, Magnoliopsida, Rosales, Cannabaceae. The record is from RefSeq and is a predicted model, not a curated record.